CUUCUACUUUUCUUGUAAGGUUUAUUAUAAGAUUUGUGUGUCUCACACUAUUUUUUAAUCAUCUUUGUUUUCAUAUUCUUGUCUUCUUUUCAAGUUGUGGAUCUCAAUACUGUUCUCAGUAUCUUUUCUAGAAAUAGAAAAUUAGAUUCUCAUAACCAAAUAUAUUUGCUCCUCAAGUUUUUGGUUAUGUUUCUCUAGUUGUUUCUCAUUUUUGAUCCUAUUCUGUUCUUGGGUUUUCCUUCAUUUUUCAUUUCUGGUAGACAUAAAUCUUUGCCUGUUGCUAUUAUAUUAUUGUUAGUUGUUGUUCUCUGACAAGAGAAUAAAUAAGUGGUUUUUGAAGCAUACCCAUACCUUAGAUUUUUCUAGUCAGAGAAUAUCAGACAUUCUCAAUUAUUGCUGUUUGAUGCAUACUAGAAUGUGAGAUUCUGAUUUGGUUUCUGGCUACCCAAAAUCGUGGGAGAGUUUAGGCAGGAAUCAAAAAUCUAGUUGAAACAGAUAAAAAUAUGGAUGGUGGUUAUGGAGGUGUUUUAUCUGAUUGGAGCUGGGGUGAGAAUAAGUUGUUUGAAUUAGCUUUAGCAGUCAUUGAAGAAAACAAUCCGGACAGAUGGAAACUGAUAGCUGCUAUGGUUGGUGGAAAGAGUGAAGAGGAAGUUGAGAAACAUUGCAGAAUGCUUUUGGAUGAUCUGCAGUCAAUUGAAUCUGGUAAAUUGGAUCAUACAUUUGGUGAUGCAACAAAACUAUCUCUCUCUAUUGAGUGUGCUCAAUCAGUUUGUUGGACUGAUGAAGAUCAAAAGAUGCUUGUUCGGCUGGACAUGAAUUCGUCGGCCAAAGAAGGGGAAAAGCGCGUACUGUCUAUUUAGUUUGUUCCUUCCAUGAAUAUGUAGAAUGUAGCCACCGUGACUCUAUGUAUUAGAUAUUAACGUACGGGUUUCAUUUAUUUAUUCAUUUUAUAUUUUCAGUAACUUCUUAGUGGAAAAAUAGAAAUUUAUGUUUUCUUUUGAAUGAACUGAACAAUUCUCCUCA
Molecule: messenger RNA, 1023 nt
Organism: Papaver somniferum (opium poppy)
Lineage: Eukaryota; Viridiplantae; Streptophyta; Magnoliopsida; Ranunculales; Papaveraceae
Product: protein RADIALIS-like 4
Exons: 2
Coding region: 504-860 (118 amino acids)
Molecular function (GO): DNA-binding transcription factor activity
Source: RefSeq, a predicted model, not a curated record